Messenger RNA from Trichechus manatus latirostris (Florida manatee), 1605 nucleotides. RefSeq names its product coiled-coil domain containing 183 (gene CCDC183). NCBI's taxonomy places the organism in Eukaryota, Metazoa, Chordata, Mammalia, Sirenia, Trichechidae. The record is from RefSeq and is a predicted model, not a curated record. The transcript is spliced from 14 exons. The coding region runs from base 1 to 1605 and encodes 534 amino acids.
AUGAAGAUGUAUAGGGAAGGGGACACGGAGGAGCAGAUCCAGGAACUGAAGACCAUCACACGGCUCCAGGAGCAGUGCCGGGCACUGCAGAUCCAGUCGGUGAAGGAGAAGACAGUCCACAGCAAGGCAACCAUGGCCCUCCUCCGUGACAACAUCCGCCAUGGGGCCCAGGACUGGGCUCUGGCCAAGAAGUACGACCAGUGGACCAUCUCCAAGGCCUGCCGGACCGACAUGCCCAUGAGGCUGGCGCACUGCCGCAGCACCAUGGAGGUGGCCAGGGAGAAGCUGCGCAAGUACGUCUUCGACCGCGUGAACGUGCACAAUGUGCUGAUCCACCUGGUGCGGCGCCGCGGGCAGAAGCUGGAGAGCAUGCAGCUGGAGCUCGCCAGUCUAGAGAGCCAACCGGACGCCACCAAGGAGGAGCUGCGGAUGCUGCAGAUCAUCCGCCAGCUGGAGAACAACAUCGAAAAGACCAUGGUCAAGAUCACCACGAGCCAGAACAUCCACCUGCUGUAUGUAGGCCUGCUGGAGUAUCUGAAGAAAGAGCUGGCAGAAUACCCCACUCAGCUGGACAAACUGCAAAACCGCGUGGUCAGCUACUGCUCAGAGCUGUCGGACAUGACGGUCAUGUCCCGAGAUGCCAUGAUGAUCACAGACGAGGUCAAGAUGAACAUGAGCCAAGCGGAGGCAUCCUUCAUCGAGGAGCGGAGGGCACGGGAGAACCGGCUCAACCAGCAGAAGAAGCUGAUUGACAAGAUCCACACCAAGGAGACCAGUGAGAAGUACCGGCGGGGCCGGCGAGACCUGGAUUUCCCCUCCAACCUGAUGAGCACAGAGAACCAGAAAGUGAAGCGAAAGGAGACCUCCAAAGCUGACAUCGAAUACCAGGCAGAUGUGACCGCAAUGGUGGAGCGUGUGAAGAGUGCUGUGCGCUGCUCCCACCUCUGGGACAUCGCCGGCCGAUUCCUGGCACAGAGGAACACGGAGGAGAACCUGGAGCUGCAGAUGGAGGACUGUGAGGAGCGGCGGAAGCAGCUGGAAGCCUUGAUGAAGAAGCUGGAGCUGGAGCAGGCAGUGCUCAAGUUCCAGCAGAUGCCCAGCUCGGUCAGCUUUGUAUCCAUCGAGAAUAAAAUGAAGGACAUGCUCCAAGAGGAGGAAGACCGGCUCCAGCUGGCCCUCAGCAACCUGACCAAGAGCCAGAAGCUGCUGCUGACCAUCCAGACGGGCAUCGACAACCUCUACAUCCGGCUCAUCGGUAUCGCCACGCCGCCCGGCCAGAAAGAAGUGGCGGUCUCCAGUCCCCUCGAUGUGUACAGCAAGCUGGCGUACUGCGAGACGAAGCUUAUGUACCUGGUGGACAGGGUGCAGACGCUGACCAGGACGGAGGAGGUCGGCACGAAGGUAAGGGACAUCCUGGAGUCCUCCACGUUGAAGGAGAAGCAGAACACCAAGAUCAGCUUUGAGGAACUGGAGGAGGAUGUGAUAGAAACCUUCCAGUUUGCCGACUUGGACCACAGCUACGUCCCUUCGCGGGCCGAGAUCAAGAAGCAGGGCCAGAGGCUGAUAGAAGGGAAGCUCAAGAUGGCCAAGAAGAAGAAGAAGUAG